AUGCUGAAUGUAGUUUUUCUACUAAGUUAUAUUUACCAAUUUAAAACAAUAGUACCAACGAAGUCAUCAUUCGACAACAUUCUUGACGAUGAAGCUUCCAGUCAACUAAAUGCUAAGCAACCUCGCCAUAGCCUUAACCUAACAUCUGACGGCAAUGAUCGUUCAGAGAAUAAUGGAGCACGCACUCCAUCUUAUAAUGAGAGUAGCAGUAUUGUCGAAGAUCACGGCAAGAAAUACGGAGAGAAUUUACCGAAAACGAUUCGUGAUAUCGGGCCACGACCAGUUGAAUGGAAAGAUGUACCGGACGAUGCGAUGUUGAACCUUAUGUACACACAAUUGUCGAAUAAGGUCCUCAACAGUCUUUUCCCAUCUGUAUGGACACCAAAUGGGGCAUUUAAAGCAACAUACAAGCAUUUGCAAGAGAUGCCGAGUCGAGCUGUCAAAAAGGAUAAGACUAUACCGAAUAAGGGAUAUUUGGAAUGGUGUAUCAUCUUCGGCAAAGUCUUUCAGUGCCAUCCUGCUGUUGUCACUCCUGAUUGGAGUCGAAUAAUUGUUCGUCUUAGUCGGUCAAGUCAUGAAGUGCCAGUUUUUGGUCGAGAUGGGAUGGUGAGACGCACCAUUACUGCUGCAAAAGCAUGGAAUGAGCUCCAUGUAGAUCAAAAGUUUUUGAUCAUAUAUCAUAUACGCACUCGAAAUAGCAGUUGCGCCGACCUCUCAUCGAAGGAGGGGGAUAUCCAAGAAGUUCUCAGACUCCUUGAAGGUGCCAACAAUCGUCCUGGUACAUCAGUCGAGCUUCUCUCCAUCGGUAUUGAUAGAUUCAGUACCAAUGUUGAACGCUUAGCGUGGUUAACCAACAAGUUUUUGAGCCUGGAUUUGCGACUAGUAAUAGUUGUUCCGGAAAAGUUUCCUGGCCCAGAAUACAUCUUUCGCCAUAACUCUAAUGGCAUUAGAUAUGGAAAUUUUCGCAUGUCUGGCAUUGCAGCGGUGGUCAACAAUGAGCAUCCUGAGAAUCGUGAAGCAGCCAAGGAUUUGGUACAGAUACUACGAUUUAUUAACGCUGGGAAACAAGGAACUGAUGGCAAUGGGGUGGCUUAUAAGAAGUGGACUGAAAAUCGAAAUGGAUUUCGAAUUUGUCCAGAUGCAGAACAUGUUACUGGUAUAGAUCCAUUAGCACCAGUCAUGUCACGAAAGCUUCAGCAUAUUUAA
This is a messenger RNA of [Torrubiella] hemipterigena, 1206 nucleotides long. The record is from the annotation of a GenBank genome assembly. Lineage: Eukaryota; Fungi; Ascomycota; Sordariomycetes; Hypocreales; Clavicipitaceae.